Nicotiana tabacum (common tobacco) is the source of this 1800-nucleotide messenger RNA. The record is from RefSeq and is a predicted model, not a curated record. NCBI's taxonomy places the organism in Eukaryota, Viridiplantae, Streptophyta, Magnoliopsida, Solanales, Solanaceae.
CUGGUAGUAGUUGAAGCUAUUUAAUGCACAUCAUUAAUGUAAGAGCAAGACACUGAAGUUUUACUGCAAGAAAAUGCAAGUAUAUAAAGCCCUUUACCUCUUAAUGCCAUUUGCUCAAAUCAGUUGUCAGAAAACAGAAAAAGGUCACGCAAUUCAAAAUUAUUCCUUGAAGAUGAUAGGUCGGGGAUUAAGGGUGGGGGUGUUAGCAUUGCUUUGUUUUCAUGUUUUUGUAGGGAGUGUGGCUCUCGGUAGAAAUGUGAAAGAUGAGGAUGAGAAGUUUCUGUUUAAGGGAGGAGGAUUUGGUGGUGGUUUUGGUGCUGGUGGAGGUGUUGGAGGUGGAUUUGGUGGUGGGGGUGGUGGAGGUUUUGGUGGUGGUGAUGGAGGUGGUAUUGGUGGUGGAGCUGGUGGUGGGUUCGGAAAGGGUGGUGGAAUAGGUGGUGGAAUUGGGGGCGGUGCAGGAGGCGGGGGUGGUAUAGGUGGAGGCAUUGGUAAAGGUGGUGGUAUUGGAGGAGGAGCUGGUGGCGGUGCAGGAGGGGGUAUUGGUGGUGGUGCAGGAGGUGGUAUUGGUGGAGGAGCUGGAGGUGGCAAAGGAGGAGGAAUUGGUGGUGGUGCUGGUGGAGGAUAUGGAAAAGGUGGUGGCAUUGGAGGAGGUGCAGGUGGAGGGAAAGGUGGCAGCAUUGGUGGCGGAGUUGGAGGAGGAGCUGGUGGUGGUGCAGGAGGCGGUAUUGGUGGGGGAGCUGGAGGUGGCAAAGGAGGAGGAAUUGGUGGUGGCACUGGUGCAGGUGGAGGAUAUGGAAAAGGUGGUGGCAUUGGAGGAGGUGCAGGUGGAGGGAAAGGUGGCGGAGUUGGUGGUGGUAUAGGAGGAGGAAUUGGCAAAGGUGGUGGAAUUGGAGGGGGAAUUGGAAAGGGUGGAGGUGUUGGAGGGGGUAUAGGAGGAGGAAUAGGAAAGGGUGGUGGCAUAGGUGGAGGAGCCGGUGGUGGUAUCGGAGGCGGAAUUGGAAAAGGUGGUGGUAUUGGAGGUGGUAUCGGCAAAGGUGGCGGCAUUGGCGGAGGAGUCGGCGGUGGAGCCGGUGGUGGUGUUGGAGGUGGAAUUGGAAAAGGUGGGGGAAUUGGUGGUGGUAUUGGCAAAGGUGGUGGUGUUGGUGGCGGCAUUGGUGGAGGAGCCGGUGGUGGUGUUGGAGGUGGGAUUGGAAAAGGAGGUGGCAUUGGAGGUGGUAUUGGCAAAGGCGGCGGCAUUGGCGGGGGAGCUGGUGGUGGUGUUGGAGGUGGAAUCGGCAAGGGUGGCGGCAUUGGAGGUGGAAUCGGCAAGGGUGGCGGCAUAGGUGGAGGAAUUGGUGGUGGCGUAGGUGGAGGUGCUGGAGGUGGAAUUGGCAAGGGUGGUGGCUUUGGCGGAGGAAUUGGUGGUGGUGCAGGAGGAGGAGUUGGUGGAGGUGCCGGUGGUGGUUUAGGCGGAGGAUUUGGAAAGGGAGGCGGCAUUGGUGGAGGAUUUGGUGGUGGUGCAGGAGGAGGAGCUGGUGGUGGCAUUGGAGGAGGUGCCGGAGGUGGAUUUGGAGGCGGAUUUGGUGGAGGAGGUGGUUUAGGUGGAGGAGCCGGAGGUGGUUUUGGCGGAGGAGGUGGUGGAGGAAUUGGAGGAUAUCACUAAACAUCCUCCAGUUAAUGAAGUAAACAUAGAAUUAAGCAUGUAUACCAUUGCUAUUGUCAUUAAAUUUUCGAAAUUACUAUUCAUGAGUAAUAUUAUAUGAAAUGAAUCAAAUUUCUCUUCUAUUCGUUAAUAAUAUGCUUACAUGUAAUAUUCUCUUC